AUGAGUUCAAGACCAACAAGGGUUAUUUUUCAAAAUGGAAAAAUUCAAAAAUUUAAUGAACCAACAAUAGCAGCAGAGCUUAUGUUGGAAUCUCCUAACUCCUUUUUAGUAAACUCCAGCUCGUUAAUCGUCGGCAGAAGAUUUUCAGCUUUAUCGGCCGACGAAGAGCUGGAGUUUGGGAACAUUUAUAUAAUGUUCCCAAUGAAAAAAGUGAAUUCCGUUAUAACAACAAAAGAUAUUAUUUCCGUUGGAAAACCGGGAUCGGAAAACGAGGCAAAGGUGGGUAGAUCGCCGGAGAAGGACGGGGUCGGACCAUUAGGUUUUCCGGUGAGACAAGAAUUUAGGAAGCCUUUGUUGGAGACAAUUAUGGAAGAACAAGUAAUAAGUUCAAGGUAG
Messenger RNA from Solanum stenotomum, 396 nucleotides. RefSeq lists its product as uncharacterized. The transcript has a single exon. The coding region runs from base 1 to 396 and encodes 131 amino acids. The record is from RefSeq and is a predicted model, not a curated record. NCBI's taxonomy places the organism in Eukaryota, Viridiplantae, Streptophyta, Magnoliopsida, Solanales, Solanaceae.